AUGAGCACUGAGAGCUCCCGGACUGGAACGGGCGCUGGAGUGGGCUCUGUGAGCUCCCGGACUGGUCUGGUGAAGUUAGGAAUUCAUUGUAUCACAGGACAGAAGGUGGCCAUAAAGAUAGUUAAUAGAGAAAAGCUAUCAGAGUCUGUUCUUAUGAAAGUGGAGAGAGAGAUAGCUAUUCUUAAACUAAUAGAGCACCCUCAUGUCCUAAAACUGUAUGAUGUGUACGAGAAUAACAAAUAUCUGUAUCUAGUGCUGGAACAUGUGUCUGGUGGGGAGCUGUUUGACUAUCUGGUAAAGAAAGGCAGAUUGACCCCUAAAGAGGCUAGAAAGUUCUUCAGACAAAUCAUAUCUGCUCUGGACUUCUGUCACAGUCACUCUAUAUGCCACAGAGAUCUUAAGCCUGAAAACCUCCUGUUGGAUGAGAAGAAUAAUAUCAGGAUUGCUGACUUUGGCAUGGCCUCCCUACAGGUUGGGGACAGUCUGCUGGAGACCAGCUGUGGAUCACCCCAUUAUGCAUGUCCCGAGGUCAUCAGGGGAGAGAAAUAUGAUGGACGUCGGGCAGAUGUGUGGAGCUGUGGGGUUAUUCUCUUUGCUCUGUUGGUGGGAGCGUUGCCCUUUGACCAUGAUAACCUGCGUCAGCUGUUGGAGAAGGUGAAGAGUGGAGUAUUUCACAUGCCUCACUUCAUUCCUCCAGACUGCCAGGCUCUCCUCCGUGGCAUGAUUGAGGUCAACCCUGAGAAACGGCUCACGUUGGAAGACAUACAAAAGCACCCUUGGUAUCAAGGGGGCAGGAACGAGCCGUGUCCAGAGCAGCCACCCCCGAGGCGCGUGUGUGUGAAGAGGAUUCUGUCUCUUACAGAUCUGGACCCUGAUGUUCUGGAGAGCAUGCACUCCCUGGGCUGCUUCAGAGACCGUGUCAAGCUCACCAGAGACCUGCAGUGUGAAGAAGAAAACCAGGAGAAGUUGAUCUACUAUCUUCUGUUGGACAGAAAGGAGCGCUACCCUAGUUAUGAAGAUGAACAUCUUCCACCCAGAAAUGAUAUUGAUCCUCCCCGUAAGCGGGUGGACUCGCCCAUGUUGACCCGUCAUGGGCGCUGUCGGCCGGAGAGAAAGAGUCUGGAGGUACUGAGUGUGACAGAGCAGGGCUCUCCAACACCUCCCCGCAGAGCACUGGAUACCUCUGCACAUAGUCAGAGGUCUCGGUCAGUUAGUGGAGCUUCAACCGGCCUCUCAUCCAGUCCCCUCAGCAGCCCUCGAGUCACCCCACAGGGCUCCCCACUCCCCACCCCUCUGGGGACUCCUGUGCACCAUCCCCAGCACCCCCCUCCCACCCCGCCCUCCUCCUCCUCUUCUUCCUCCUCCUCACGAGCUGAAGGAGGUGGCGGUGGUGUGGGCGGUGGCUCCAUGUCCCUAACCCCGCCCUCCAGUCCUGGGGGAAGUGGUGGAAUGGCUGCCAGUAGUUCAGCCCACUGGAGGACUCGCCUCAACUCCUUCAAGAACAACCUGCUGGGUUCGCCACGCUUCCACCGCCGAAGGCUACAGGUUCCUACGUCAGAAGAUAUGUCCAGUUUAACUCCAGAGUCCAGCCCAGACCUGUCAUUGAGUGCUCAAGGUCAGACUGUGCUAUCGGCGCUGCUGUUCAGUAAUCUGCUGUGGUUGUCUCUCAUUUUGGCUCUGAGGUUCUGCCUAAAGCUUCUCCUAUCAUACUACCGAUGGAUGUUUGAGCAACAUGGACGCAUUUCUACCAAGACCAAAGUCUGGGCGACUCUAGUUAGGCUGCUGUCCAGUAUAAAGCCAUUACUGUACAGCUAUCAGACGUCUUUACCACACCUGCCUGUACCUCCCAUUAAAGACACUUUGGAAAGAACUCUAGUUAGGCUGCUGUCCAGUAUAAAGCCAUUACUGUACAGCUAUCAGACGUCUUUACCACACCUGCCUGUACCUCCCAUUAAAGACACUUUGGAAAGAGAAGCCCUGCAGGCUCAGGUGAGGAAGCAGUUCUUCAGCUCUGGAGAGAACAAGCGCUGA
This is a messenger RNA of Sinocyclocheilus grahami, 2031 nucleotides long. Its product is annotated as serine/threonine-protein kinase BRSK2-like. Gene Ontology annotation, biological process: protein phosphorylation; intracellular signal transduction. Gene Ontology annotation, molecular function: ATP binding; protein serine/threonine kinase activity. The transcript is spliced from 19 exons. NCBI's taxonomy places the organism in Eukaryota, Metazoa, Chordata, Actinopteri, Cypriniformes, Cyprinidae. The coding region runs from base 1 to 2031 and encodes 676 amino acids. Gene Ontology annotation, cellular component: cytoplasm. The record is from RefSeq and is a predicted model, not a curated record.